Molecule: messenger RNA, 2243 nt
Organism: Oenanthe melanoleuca
Lineage: Eukaryota; Metazoa; Chordata; Aves; Passeriformes; Muscicapidae
Product: protein Wnt-11b-2-like
Exons: 7
Coding region: 604-1473 (289 amino acids)
Biological process (GO): multicellular organism development; cell fate commitment; neuron differentiation
Cellular component (GO): extracellular region
Molecular function (GO): frizzled binding; cytokine activity
Source: RefSeq, a predicted model, not a curated record
GGCAGGAGCUCAAGGAACGUCAGUGCCACAUGAGCAGUGCCACCACCCCCUGCGUCACUGUCCCCACACGGGCACAGCCUCCACGCAAGGGGACGUGGCUCUCACUGGCUCAGUCGGGAAUUCUCUCCUCCCAGCCCAUCCUGGAGUGGUUCCUCUCUGCAUUCCUGCUCUCCAGCAGCUUUUCCUGACCAUCUUCACAGCUUUGGAACCCCCUGGGAACUCAGGUGCCUUCCCAGCUGCCAUCCAACCCCAGUGCUGUCCUGGAGAUCCUCCAGUCCCAAAACAAGGCACCAUCCACACCCUGAGGAGAAGUUCAGCUGGAAGCCACAAGGGACAGAACCCAAAGCACCAGGGCCAUUGCUCCAGCACAGUGAGUCAUGGAUGCAAAUCCCAAGGGAAUCUUUUGGGAAGGACAAUGACUGAAGAGUGUCCUGGUUUUAGUGAUCCCAAGUCAAAGGAAGGUCACAAGGGGACAAUAAUCAACCAUCCAGGCAUGUCCUGUCAAACGGGCUGGCGAGCAGCGGGGUGGCGUGGAACGAGAGCCAGCACUGCCGGCUGCUGCUGCCGGAGCAGCUCCAGCUGUGCCGCCGGCAUCUGGAGCUGAUGCCCAGCAUCGCCCGGGCCGCCCGCCGGACGCAGCAGCUGUGCCAGCAGAGCUUUGCGGACAUGCGGUGGAACUGCUCCUCCAUCCAGAGCGCCCCCAGCUUCGGCCCCGAGCUGCUCACAGGAACGCGGGAAGCCGCCUUCGUGCACGCCCUGGCCGCGGCGGCCGUGGCGCAGGGCAUCGCCCGCUCCUGCGCCUCCGGGGAGCUGCCGCUGUGCUCCUGCGGCCCCGGCCCCGCCGAGCCCCCCGCGCCCGGCUCCCGCUGGGGGGGCUGCGGCGAUAACCUGAGCCACGGGCUGCAGCUCGGAGCCGCCUUCACCGGGGGAUCCGCCCGAGCCGGUGCCGGCGGCGCGCCCGGGCUGCGGGCGGUGAACCGGCACAACGGAGCCGUGGGACGCGCGGUGCUCAGUGACUCCCUGGACACCAGGUGUAAAUGCCACGGGGUUUCAGGCUCCUGCUCAGUGAAGACCUGCUGGAAGGGGUUGCCAGACCUGGGUGAAAUUGCCUCUGACCUCAAAUCCAGGUACCUGGCAGCCCUCAAGGUGACCCAUCGGCUCGUGGGGCCCAGGAAGCAGCUGAUCCCCAAGGAAGGGGAUGCCAGGCCAGUGACAGAGAUGGAUCUGGUUUAUCUCAUCAACUCUCCUGACUACUGCACCCCAAACCCCCAGCUGGGCUCUCUGGGGACACAGGACAGGCCGUGCAACAGGAGCUCUGUGGGCAGCGGCAGCUGUGACCUGCUGUGCUGCGGCCGUGGCUACAACACCUACACGGAGGAGGUGCAGGAGCGCUGCCACUGCCGCUACCGCUGGUGCUGCUCCGUGGUGUGCAGGCGCUGCCGGCGCCGCCUGCAGAGACACGUCUGCAAGUGACGGGGACAGCCCGCCCUGCCGCGCCCCAGGCAAGGCUGCACACCGGAGCCCAUCCCAAGGGAUGCCCUCAGCAAGGAGGAGGCUUGGUGUCUCACGGGAAACCUCAGACUGAGAGAUUUUUGGGAAGCAAAAUCCCUUCCAACCCAGAGCUCAGGGCAGCACAAAGAGCUGCCCUCCUGCAGCUGGUCAGUGGCCAGCCCUUUGUGUCCAGCUGGGAAAAGCCAUUGAUCAUUCCAUUUCCCCACCCUGGGCUGCCAUUGUCCCUUUGCAGGAGGAUUCUGACAGCAGCCUGAAAGCCAGGAGGGAUGGAUGGAUGGAUGGAUGGAUGGAUGGAUGGAUGGAUGGAUGGAUGGAUGGAUGGAUGGAUAGAGUUAUCCACUGGGAGAAGGCUGCAGGGUAUUUAUAUAGAGAUGGUGCUGCUCUCCUUGAUGGCAGAGACACCAGGGACAGGAGAGGUCCUGAGGGCUUCCAAAACUGGGCAGCCUGGCAAACCCACCCCUGAUUGUGUGUUAACAACCCAACCAUGACAUUGCUGUAGCUUCUGUCCCCAUGUCAGAGGUGGGAGCCCACUCUAUACAUUAAAUUCUCAUGGCUUGUCCUUCCUGCCUCUCCUCCUGCCUCACUCUUUCCACCAGGUGUGUAGGAAUUCUGGCCUGGAGAGGGGACACAACUCCAGGGAUUUGGGAAAGCAAGAAAUAACCUUGUGUUUCUGUACUUCCUGUAAGUGGGAUUCUGGUGUGUGUUUUUAAAUAAAUGUUUUAACUCUCUGA